Messenger RNA from Corythoichthys intestinalis (scribbled pipefish), 1946 nucleotides. RefSeq names its product ubiquitin-conjugating enzyme E2G 1a (UBC7 homolog, yeast) (gene ube2g1a). The record is from RefSeq and is a predicted model, not a curated record. Bases 183 to 695 code for a protein of 170 amino acids. Gene Ontology annotation, molecular function: ubiquitin conjugating enzyme activity. The transcript is spliced from 6 exons. Gene Ontology annotation, biological process: ubiquitin-dependent protein catabolic process; protein polyubiquitination. Lineage: Eukaryota; Metazoa; Chordata; Actinopteri; Syngnathiformes; Syngnathidae.
UAACCAAAGAAGAAGAACAGUUCCAGCAAAGAGAGCUGCAGUCAACGGCGACGAAGAAGAAGAGAUGUCGAGAAUGCUAAAAGAAAAAUAAAGGAGACGGAGGCUUGUGCAGUAAACGAGAAUAUAACGCUGUUACCUCGGCAUACUACUGUUCACAAUAGCUGCAUUACAUUGGCUGAGCUAUGACAGAGCCUCAAUCAGCGUUGUUACUCAGGAGACAGCUCGCAGAGCUCAAUAAAAACCCAGUAGAAGGAUUCUCAGCUGGACUGAUUGAAGAUAAUGAUCUUUACAGAUGGGAAGUUCUAAUAAUCGGGCCACCAGACACACUUUAUGAAGGUGGUGUGUUCAAAGCUCAUCUGACAUUUCCCAAAGACUACCCUCUCAGGCCACCGAAAAUGAAAUUUAUCACAGAUAUCUGGCAUCCUAAUGUUGACAAGAAUGGAGAUGUAUGUAUUUCUAUUUUACAUGAACCUGGGGAGGAUAAGUAUGGCUAUGAAAAACCUGAAGAACGCUGGCUUCCCAUCCAUACAGUUGAAACUAUCAUGAUUAGUGUUAUCUCCAUGCUGGCAGACCCAAAUGGUGACUCGCCAGCCAACGUGGAUGCAGCAAAAGAGUGGCGGGAAGACAGGCACGGAGCAUUUAAAAGAAAAGUUGCACGCUGUGUACGGAAAAGCCAAGAGACUGCGUUUGAGUGAUAUUUAGCAAGGAUCUAGGUUCAUGUUUUCAGGGUCUCCAAUUGAAACGCGACACGGCACCGUUUCCUGUACUCUUCCACCAUUUUACCAGGAUCGGCUUCUAUUUUGGCAAGAAGAAUUUGACUGGCUCUUCUAAGCUGCAGUAGAACAUUACAGUGAAUACCACGGCUCACAGACAACCACCAAGCAAGUGCCAACUGAACAUAACAAAACAACCCAGAAGAAAAAUAACACUUGGCAAGUCAAUGAACUGCUUUAACAUUCAGGAAGAUAUUGUAAAGAAAUGUAAAUAGUACAGACUAAACCGGAUAAUAUAUAAACUCCCUGUCCAUACUUAAUGCACUUACUCUCAAUGAAUUGUGCUGGCCCGGAUUUGUUCUCCCACCCACCCCCCUCUCAAACAUGGGCUCUGUUUUGUUUUUUCAUCAGGAGUUCUUAGAUUGGGGAUUACAAUGUUGUUGUGAAGAGCUUGAUUGAUUCAAGCGAAUGACACAAGUUGUGUCAUUUCUGGCCAUGUUUGGUGUUUUUCAUGAAUUCUUUAACCACGUUGACAGCCUAACUUAAAAUGUGUUCCUUAGUGAUAUUUUUUUGAAGCUAUUAAAAGUCUAACCACCCCUUUGUUUUAUCAACAAGCAGAGCAACAUAAUUAUUCAUUUUGUGCAUGCGCAAUUUUCUUUUGUACUUUUGCAAAAGUGCCUCCAGAUAUAAAUGCUUGGCCGCAACCUGCAUCGAUCAAGAAGCAAAUGAAAUGUUGGAUAAAUAUUGGGGGAAAAUGUAUAUGCAGUGUAUGAAUUGGGAUAAUGAAGAUACAGGCAAUAUAAAAAUGCAAUUUCCCCAUUUUAAUGUAGCAAUAAAUCUCAAAAUAAUUGGUACGUGCAUAGUAAAAUUUAAAGUUCUUCAAAAAUAGCAAAUUUUAGUAGCUACUAUAUUUUGGUCAGUUCUGUCCUUUGUAAAUUACUGUGCAUGUGUAGCUUUUAUGUUUUUUAAUUUGUUUUUUUUUUAUAGGGGGUCUUUGCAGAAUGUUUCUGGCAUUUUGUUUCUGUUUGUCCAUGCUGUGUCUGUGUCAUUUUGCUUUACGUUUUUUUUCUUUUUUUUCUCAGUUUUUGUCCCCGUCAAAUCCAACCAUCUUUUUUUUUGCUCACUGAACUGUUCCAAUUUUUGGACAAUGUACAAAGACAAAAUACUGUUGUAUAUUUUUCAUGUUAUGAAGCCUGUUACCUGUAGUGAGCUCUUCUAUUAUAUUUUUUUCCC